CCUCAAACCACACAAUAAAAAGGAAAAUACAAUCUCAAGUUCAUUCAAAACCUGUUCCUGCAGUACCCGUGGUACAUUUCAAGGUGAUUCUGAUGGAGAAAGUGAGCAAUAAGUCAUGUCAACUGAGUGUGAAGCAAGAGGAGCCAACUCUGGUUCCUCCUGCAGGGGAAACUGAGAAGGGUCUUUACUUUCUAUCGAACCUUGACCAGAACAUUGCAGUUACAGUUCGUACAAUUUACUGCUUUAAAUCUGAUUCAAAAGGCAAUGAGGAUGCUGUGAAGGUGAUCAAGGAUGCCUUGUCAAAGGUUCUUGUUCACUACUAUCCAGCUGCAGGACGGCUGACAAUCAGCUCAGAAGGAAAGCUUAUAGUGGACUGCACAGGGGAGGGUGCUGUUUUUGUUGAGGCAACAGCAGACUGUUCCAUAGAGGAGAUAGGAGACACAACAAAGCCUGAUCCCAUCACUCUUGGAAAGCUGGUUUAUGACAUUCCUGGCGCUAAAAACAUACUUGAGAUCCCUCCUCUGGUGGUUCAGGUGACAAAGUUCAAAUGUGGAGGUUUUGUUCUUGGGCUAGGGAUGAACCACUGUUUGCAUGAUGGAAUUGCUGCCAUGGAAUUUGUGAACUCAUGGGGUGAAACUGCAAGAGGCUUGCCCCUAAAAGUCCCUCCAUUUCUAGACAGAAGCAUACUCAAAGCCCGAAACCCACCACAGAUAGAGUUUCAGCACAAGGAAUUUGCUGAGAUUGAAGAUAUAUCAGAAACCAGCACCAAAGUUUACAAAGAAGAAAUGCAUUAUAGGUCAUUCUGUUUUGACCCUGUGAAGCUUGAGCUGCUCAAGCAAAAAGCCAAGGAAGAUGGGGUUCUGGAAAAGUGCACAACAUUUGAAGCCCUCACAGCUUUUGUCUGGAGAGCUCGAACUCAGGCACUAAGGAUGAAGCCUGAUCAACAGACAAAGCUUCUCUUUGCUGUUGAUGGGCGGCCAAGAUUUGAUCCAUCAAUACCAAAAGGGUACUCUGGCAAUGCGAUUGUGUUAACAAAUUCCAUAUGCAGAGCAUGUGAACAACUUGAGAAUCCACUGUCCUUUACAGUUGGACUAGUUCAGAAGGCAAUUAAUAUGGUUACAGAUAGUUAUAUGAGAUCAGCCAUAGACUAUUUCGAAAUAACAAGAGCUAGGCCUUCUCUUGCAGCAACCCUACUGGUCACAACUUGGUCUAGGCUACCUUUCCACACUGUCGAUUUUGGAUGGGGGGAUCCUCUUUUUUCUGGGCCGGUGGCUUUGCCUGAGAAGGAAGUAAUUCUGUUCCUAUCUCAUGGGAAAGAGAGAAAAAGCGUAAAUGUUCUUCUGGGUUUGCCGGCUUCUGCCAUGAAAAUCUUUGAACAACUGAUGCAGAUUUGAAGAACUGAAGCAUUUAUUAUAUAGCUUGUGGUGUACGUUCAAUUCGGUCCACGAGAAAAAAAAAACAUGUUUUCCAGUUGAAUUCAAAUACUCACUGCUGGAUUACUGUAUUUGGACCAGAAAUGUUGUAAAAGUGAAAAUUUAUUUCAUUUGUAAUCUGUAUGGAAGUUCCCAUGUUUGGAUUAUCAAGUUCAGAGUCAAUAAUUCAUUAGGAAGUCUGUGAAAUUGUGAAUCAGAUAAUAUAUAUUGUUCUUCAGU
This is a messenger RNA of Corylus avellana, 1652 nucleotides long. RefSeq names its product omega-hydroxypalmitate O-feruloyl transferase. NCBI's taxonomy places the organism in Eukaryota, Viridiplantae, Streptophyta, Magnoliopsida, Fagales, Betulaceae. The record is from RefSeq and is a predicted model, not a curated record. Gene Ontology annotation, molecular function: acyltransferase activity, transferring groups other than amino-acyl groups.